This is a messenger RNA of Caenorhabditis elegans, 414 nucleotides long. RefSeq names its product Secreted nematode Clade V Protein gene family (gene scvp-1). The transcript is spliced from 3 exons. The record is from RefSeq and is marked reviewed. The coding region runs from base 1 to 414 and encodes 137 amino acids. Lineage: Eukaryota; Metazoa; Nematoda; Chromadorea; Rhabditida; Rhabditidae.
AUGAUUACAUCCUAUAUACUACUAUUUGCUUCUGUAGUCUGCUUGGGCUUUUGUGCUUUGGACGACCAACUUUUGACGGAAGAAGGAAGUGGAUUUGAGCCACCGCCGAUUGUCAAUAUAACUGUGGAGUUGGUAUCAAAUAGAUCUUUUGAUCCGGAAAAGAAUGCUUCCAAUUUGAAAAUUGUGAAAGAUGCUGUUGAUGAUUAUUCCAAAAAGGAGAAUAUUAGGUACCCAUCUGACAAUAUCAAACAAUCAAUUAUUGAUCACGGAGGAAAGUUUGCAGUUCUUUUUGAGAUCCGUGAUGACGCAAGAUGUGAUGAAGUUCGCCGUUUUGUUAAAGGAGCAAAGAAGCACUCAAAUGAACUUUCAUAUGCUGUUCUGAAAUGUGAUGGAGAAAAGACUCAAAUUCUCUGA